Molecule: messenger RNA, 648 nt
Organism: Fulmarus glacialis (Northern fulmar)
Lineage: Eukaryota; Metazoa; Chordata; Aves; Procellariiformes; Procellariidae
Product: deleted in malignant brain tumors 1 protein-like
Exons: 2
Cellular component (GO): membrane
Source: RefSeq, a predicted model, not a curated record
GUGUUACCAACUCAGCUCCCAUCAGACUUGUGAGCGGCCCCAGCCGCUGCGCGGGGCGGCUCGAGGUGCUUUGGAAACAGCAGUGGGGAACCGUGUGUGAUGAUAGCUGGGAUCUGUCCGAUGCCAUGGUCGUAUGCAGGCAGUUGGACUGUGGAGAAGCACUGUCAGCCCCUGGCUCGGCUCACUUUGGUCAAGGAACUGGUCGUAUCUGGCUGGAUGACGUGAACUGCACCGGUACAGAAGCUGACCUUUCUGCCUGCAGGACCAGACCCUGGGGAAAGCAUAACUGUAAUCAUGAAGAAGACGCAGGCGUUGUGUGCUCAGAAAUUAAAAAAACAGUUAAGCUGCAAUUAGUGAAUGGUUCAAGUCGUUGUGCUGGGAGAGUGGAGGUGCUUUAUGGCCAGCAAUGGGGAACUGUCUGUGAUGACAACUGGGAUAUAAUUGAUGCUGAAGUUGUAUGCCGGCAGCUGGGCUGCGGGACCGCUCUAUCUGCUCCUUCCUCAGCUUACUUUGGGGGAGGGCCUGACCCCAUUUGGCUUGAUGAUGUGAACUGCAAAGGAACGGAAGCUGCCCUCUCAGAAUGCAGUGCAAAAGCUUGGGGAAGCCAUAACUGUGUGCAUGGAGAAGAUGCUGGUGUGGUGUGCUCAG